Messenger RNA from Suillus subalutaceus, 672 nucleotides. RefSeq lists its product as uncharacterized. Gene Ontology annotation, cellular component: membrane; intracellular membrane-bounded organelle; cytosol. The coding region runs from base 1 to 672 and encodes 223 amino acids. Gene Ontology annotation, biological process: exocytosis; maintenance of cell polarity; piecemeal microautophagy of the nucleus. The record is from RefSeq and is a predicted model, not a curated record. Gene Ontology annotation, molecular function: oxysterol binding. NCBI's taxonomy places the organism in Eukaryota, Fungi, Basidiomycota, Agaricomycetes, Boletales, Suillaceae. The transcript has 7 exons.
AUGGGGUCUGAGAAGAAGCCAUUGAAUCCUGUUCUCGGAGAACUCUUCUACGUGUUUUGGCCAGCGAACGUAGUAGCUCGUGGAGGCAAAACUACCCUGGUUGUAGAAUAUGUCUCCCACCACCCUCCUAUCACAGCUUAUCGCAUAGAGAACCUUGAAAAAGGUGACUUUGCCCAAAAGACGAGUUUCAGCGGUAGGUUUUGUUUCUUGUCUUCCUUUCGUGGGAAGCAUUGUCGUGAAACAAGUCGGGCAUGCAGUUUUGGCUGUAUCUCUUCCAGCGAGGAAUACCUGAUCACACCUCCUCGACUCCGCAUCGAUGGACUGUGGUACGGAUCACCGUAUAUCGAGCUUGCGGAAACGGGUUACAUUCAAAGCUCUACCGGGUGGCUCUCUACAAUCGAAUACAAAGGCAAAGGCUAUUUCUCCGGCAAAUCACACACGUUCAAAGCAACGCUCACCCCGCCUUCACAUAUCCAUACCUCCCCACACGUCAUCGAAGGGACGUCUAACGAGUUGCAUAGCGGUGCUACGUUCCAUAAUGUCACCUCGCCAAAGGAGGAGAUUACAGUUGCGGCUGUGGAGGAAGCAAGGGGAGUGGGAGAGCAUGAAGUUGUGGGGAAGAUUGAGAACGAGCAGAGGCGAGAAGACGCGAGUUCGUCGCUAUCAACAUGA